AUGCUAAAAAUGCCAAGAAAGGCUAAUACAACUCCACUUAGGGAAGUUGGAGAAGCUUUUUUCUACAUGGAUCCCACAACAAAGCUAAUUGACUCCGAAUCAGGUGUAAAUCAAACAACUAGAAAUCCACUAUACAACACAUUAAAGUAUGUUUUCCCUAAGAAUCCGGAAAUUGGAUAUAUGAUGAUGUCAGAUCAACCUCCAAACAAAGCAAAAGUUUCUGAUACAUACGCUCACAAAAAAGGUGUCCUCAUUUUUGACUCUGAUAAUGGAAUUUAUCUUGAACAUUCAACUCCUAAAUUCCCUGAAGAUCCUGACGACUCAAGCACCUAUUCUUUUGCAAGCACUGGACUUGUUUACGGUCAAAGCUUCUUUUGCUUGACCUUAACUCAUAAAGAUCUUGACGGAUGGGCAGAAGGAGCUCUAAUAGAAAAGCCAUACGUCUAUGCAUCUAACAUUCCAUCAUACACUCAAGAAAAGCUACCAAAUGUUAUCAGACUUUCCAAUUCCGAAUGGAAUGAUAAUCAAAUGACUCGAAUACAAGAAAUAAACAUAGGAGAACACUACAUUCGUCUAUACUCAAAGCAUAGAUACUGGGGUAAGGAUAUUUACCAUGAUUUACUUGCACCUGAUCUACAAACAACGGUUUUAACUGAAACAUGGUCUAGAGGAAUAAAUACGAUGAAUUCAAACUGUACCGGAUCUUAUCAUUCCCUAAAUAUUUUGAAUUUGAUGUUUCAAGGACAAGUUUGGGGAAGAAUGAACGACCACUCAAAAUGGUGCAUUGCCGACGAUUACUACUGCAUUGGUGGAAUCAAUAGACAAGAAAAGCAGCUAGAAAGAGGCGGAGGUGCUUGGUGUUUGAAAAAUUAUGAAUUUACAAAGACAAUAAGGGAUGCAAUAACCUACAUGGAGGAAUGUGAUCUCGAAUGA
Messenger RNA from Trichomonas vaginalis G3, 933 nucleotides. RefSeq names its product deoxyribonuclease II protein. The coding region runs from base 1 to 933 and encodes 310 amino acids. The record is from RefSeq and is a predicted model, not a curated record. Lineage: Eukaryota; Parabasalia; Trichomonadida; Trichomonadidae. Gene Ontology annotation, molecular function: deoxyribonuclease II activity. Gene Ontology annotation, biological process: apoptotic DNA fragmentation. The transcript has a single exon.